Molecule: messenger RNA, 210 nt
Organism: Dioszegia hungarica
Lineage: Eukaryota; Fungi; Basidiomycota; Tremellomycetes; Tremellales; Bulleribasidiaceae
Exons: 3
Coding region: 1-210 (69 amino acids)
Source: RefSeq, a predicted model, not a curated record
AUGUCUGAAGCCCUCAAAGCUCUUGCGGCAUUGACUCCGGCACAGCUGGACAUGUACGGGCUGAGCGUGUUUGGGCAGAACCCGGCAGCGGCCUUUUCGCCCUAUAUCCUAGCGCAAAUCUACGUUGUGCUUUUCAACAUCGGGACGAGCAUCUUUCUCAUCGCCUGGAACUUUGACUCGUUCGUCUACAAUUUUGGCCGGUACAGGUGA